UCUUCCGGCCGGAGAAUGAAGGGGGCAGCCAGGCCGUGGGGAGUGGUGUCCAAACCGGGGAGCCACGGAACGGAACGAGGAGGAAAACCGCUGCCUGCCGCCACGGGGGGAAUGAGGCCGUCCAAGUCCUCGACCUCGCUGGCGUUCGACUCACGGCUCAGCAAGCUGAAGAGAGCCAGCAGUGAAGAUAUGCUGUCCAAGCCAGGAGGUAUCACAGCCUCAGGAGGCUCCAGGCUGAAGAAGACCAUAACGACGGGGGCCAUCUCGGAGCUCGCUGAGAAUCGCCUGAGGCCCAGCACAGGUUCCACCCCGGCCUCCAAGCGCACUGGGAUCCCUGCACCGCGGGAGCUGCCAAGCGCCGUCGCCCGAGAAAAGGCGGUCCUGAGGCCCAGGAAGGCUCAGCCCAGCCCGACGUCUUCUGGGGCGCCAACCCCCACCAAGCAUUCGCGGCCUUCCCUCAAGCCCAAGAAUGAGGCGGAAGCUGGAGAGAAGGCGGGCCUGGCGUCCCAGGUCAAGGAGCUCCUGGCCGAAGCCAAGGCGAAAGAUUCUGAGAUCACCAAGCUUCGCAACGAGCUGAAGAAGCACCAGGACAAGGACCUGGCUGGUCUGGUGGACCAACCCGUGGACGGUCUGCCAGCCGAGGUGGAAUCCCUGAUCCAGGCCCUUCAGGAAAAGAACAAGUCUUUCCAGAGGGAGCUCUUGAACCUCGGCGAGGAGAACCGGCUCUUGAAGGAGAAGCUGAGCCAACGGGAGCAUUCGCCGCUUUCGGACACCAUCAGCAGCAGCAGCCUGCCCACCCCCACCACGCAAGAGUCCAGCUUUGGAAGCCCAACACAGCCGUCCCUUUGCAGCAACGCCAACGGCGGGAGCCCCUGCGUCAAUGGGCCUCCUCUGCGCAACUCGGGUUCUUCCAGCAGCGACGUUACCAAAGCCUCCUUGUCUCCCGAUGCCUCGGAUUUCGAGCACAUCGUGGACGUCCCCUCGAGGCCCGCGUCUUCUAGCAGCAACGUCUUCAAGACGUCGAGAUGUUCCACCUCCGGGAGCUCGCCGAACAACGUCAGCGACCUCUCGGUGGCCUCUCUUACGGAGAGGAUACAGCGGAUGGAGGAGAACCACCACUGCACGGCGGAGGAGCUGCAAGCCACGCUGCAGGAGCUCUCCGACCAGCAGCAGGUGGUGCAGGAGCUGACGGCUGAGAACGAGAAGCUGGCGGAGGAGAAGGCCAUCCUGGAGAGCUCCUUCUGCCAGCACCGGGACCGAGCCGAGCAGCUGAGCCAAGAGAACGAGAAGCUGACCGCCCUCCUGCAGGAGCGCCCGAAGGCUGACGAGAGCAAAGCCAAGGCCCACGAGCUGGAGCUGAAGUGCGCCGAGCUGCAGGAGAAGGCCCAGUUCGAGCGGGAGAAGAUGCUGAACAUCCAGCAGCAGCUCACCAGCAGCUUGAGGAGCCUGGAGAGGGAGCACCAGGAAGCCCAGGGGGCGGUCAAGAGCCUGGGGGAGGAGGCCAAGCGGCUGGGCGGCCUGCUGGAGACCGAGCGGCAGAACAACUCCGCCCUGGCGAGGACUCUGGAAGACUGCAAGGUCCACCUGGAAGGGCUGAAGAUUGAGAGCGAGUCGCUCCGGUCCCAGCUGGACAGCGAGAAGCGAAAAGCCGCCGCGAUGGACGCCAUGGAGCACGCGGCGAGCGGCUCCGACGUGCACGAGAUGCUGCGAGGAAUCCGAGCCGAGAGGGACCAGUUGGAACGAGCCUGCACGGAGCUGAGGCAAGAGCUGCUGAAGGCCCAUAGCGAAGUGAAGACGCUGCAAGGGCAGCUGGCCAAGGUCGAGAAGGAACGGGAGCAGCUGAAGGAGACGUGCGACGGGCAGGCCGAGCAGCUGAGCCAGACGGGUCUCAAAUUGCAGGAGAGGAACUCGGAGAACGAGGCGGAGAUGAAGAACCUGAAGGAGACCAUCUUCGAGCUGGAAGACCAGGUGGAGCAGCACCGGGCGGUCAAGCUGCACAACGACCAGAUCAUCAGCGACCUGGAGAAUAACCUGCUCAAACUGGAAGAUCAGAAGUUGGAACUCGAGAGGCAGCUGAAGAUGCUGAACAAGCAAAUUAAGGAAGACACGGAGGAGUGGCGCCGCUUCCAAGCCGACCUGCAGACCGCCGUGGUGGUGGCCAACGACAUCAAAUGCGAGGUACAGCAAGAGCUGCGCACCGUCAAGCGGCGCCUGCUGGAGGAGGAGGAGAAGACUGCCAGGCUGCAGAAAGAGCUGGAGGACGCUCAAGGAACCUCCCAUGAGUUUUGGAUACUUUUCCUUUGCAGGCUGGCACCGGACUCCAUCAACUGUACGGAGGCAGAAGCUCCCAAUCACUGGCAAGGCGUCUCGGUCAGCCGCCUUUCACCAACCCCACCCGAGUCCUUGGCCACCGUCAAAUCGCUGAUCAAGUCAUUUGAUUUGGGAUGCUCAGGAGGCACUGGGCAAACCGUGCCCAUCCACAAGGUGUGCCGGAGUCCUCUCAGCAACAUCCCCACCCGGACGGCUCCGGCGGCUGCCGUAUCACCCAUCCAGAGACAUUCUACCUUUACCAACCCCAAAUCCGGUGGGAAGGCUUUCUCUAAACAUACCGAUCUACUGGAACUCCCCUUGGGGGAUCUGCUCAAAGGGAGAAACGAGGAGCUGAAGCCGGACCCUUUCCUACGCAAGAGCCCCUCCCUGGAGUCUCUGAGCAAGCCCCCCACCAUGACGUUUGCCGGCAGGAUGUUCACUUCCACGCCCAGCGGCUUGAAACCCCCGAGCAAACUCAGUGUGGAAAGGAAGGAUCCGUUGGCCGCGUUGGCCAGGGAAUAUGGUGGCUCAAAGCGGAACGCGCUGUUGAAGUGGUGUCAGAAGAAAACCGAGGGGUACCCGGUAAGUAAAGAGAUGGCUGUCUUUUCCUCUUUGGAAUAGUCCUUCUUCCUUAUCUCUUCGGAGAGAACAUAGGCAUGGGUUUGCUCUUA
This is a messenger RNA of Python bivittatus (Burmese python), 2981 nucleotides long. NCBI's taxonomy places the organism in Eukaryota, Metazoa, Chordata, Lepidosauria, Squamata, Pythonidae. The record is from RefSeq and is a predicted model, not a curated record.